GUCGAGUCGCAAUCCACGCAACUCCAAGCCGAACUAAAAGAGACCGAGAAGAAGGCCCGCCGCAUCGAGAUCGCGCUGGGCCUCAAGCCGUUGUGGACCGAGCGCGAGCGCGUCAUCGAGCAACGCCGCCAGUACGACGGACUGCCGGACCUCGGCGAUAAGCCGCUGGUGAAGCUCGACGAGCUCAACGAGAAGGCCCAGGACCACGCCCGCCAGCGGCACACGCUCCGCGGCCAGCGGCGCGAGCUGCACAAAGAGAUGAAGGAGCUGGGCGUCAACGAGGCGCUGAUGCGCAGCUGCUGCCGGCUCGACGCGCUGGCCGAACAGACCGACUGGCUCGACGCGCUCGAACGGCAAGGCGCGGAGUUGGGCGAAGAGGUCGAACGCCUCGACGCCCGCGUCGAAUCGGAGACGGCGCGCCUCGCCAAGCUCUGGCGGCACAAGCCAUCGCCCGAAGCGGCGCCGGAGCUUGAUGACGACACGCUCGAAACGCUCAAGCCGAUCAUCGAGUCGGUGCGCGACGCCGAGAAGCUGGUCUCCGACGCCAAGAAGGAGCUCGACGCGCUCCGUGGCCACGAACGCAACUACGACGCGCAGCUCGAGGGCGCGCUCACGUCGAGUGAGAAGCUCGGCCUGCCGAGCAACAUCGAAGACGCCGGCGAACUGGUGGCGACCCUACGCCGCCGCCUCAAGGCCGAGCAGAAGGUCGAACAAUCGCGGCGCACCGUCGCCGACCUCGAAGACCAAGAGGCCCGGCUCAUCGAACGCCAGGUGCUGCCGAUCGAGUUGUUCCUGCUGCUGACCGCGGCGUUCGCAGCGGCGGUCGUGGUGGUCUUCUGGGGCUGGGUCGCGCCGGCCGACACGAGCUGGAUCGCCAAGGCGACGCAGCUCGACACCUGUCGCCAACAGCUCGACGCGGCGAAGCGGGAAGUCCAGGCCACGCUUAUAGAGCAGGACGUGCUCGACGAGGACCUGCCGCUCAAGGACGGCUCGGUCGUCGUUCGCUUGCAGCACGCCGAGAAGCACCUCGAAGAGCUCGAGCGGAUGCUGCCGGUCGAGGCCGAGCGCCGCAAGGCGAAUCAGCGGACCGCCAGCGCUGAGGAGUUCUAUCGCUCGGCGAAGGAAGACCUCGCCAAGGCCGAGAAGGAGUGGCGCGUCGCGCUCAAGACGGUGGGCCUCCCCGACGAAACGACCGCCAGUGAGAUCGAGAAGCUCGCCGGCCAGUACCGCGCGUUGUUCGAGCUCCGCAGCAAGGCCGAGGUCAAGCAGGAAGAGAUCGAGCGUUGCGAGCGUGAGCAUGAGAAGCUCGGCAAGCGGAUCGUCGCGCUGGCCGAAGAAGCAAACCUC
Molecule: messenger RNA, 1347 nt
Organism: Symbiodinium sp. CCMP2456
Lineage: Eukaryota; Dinophyceae; Suessiales; Symbiodiniaceae
Source: the annotation of a GenBank genome assembly